Guyanagaster necrorhizus is the source of this 930-nucleotide messenger RNA. RefSeq lists its product as uncharacterized. Bases 278 to 862 code for a protein of 194 amino acids. Lineage: Eukaryota; Fungi; Basidiomycota; Agaricomycetes; Agaricales; Physalacriaceae. The transcript is spliced from 5 exons. The record is from RefSeq and is a predicted model, not a curated record.
UAACUUCAGUGGGAUUUUUCGUUCCGAAUGGCGCACGGAUAGUGACCGGCAAUUUGAUGGAAGGUCACUGAACACGAGCAAGGAAUACGGAAGGGGGGCCUACCAGGCCAUCAAGGCACGUGCAGAAGGCUAUAUACUAGGUACCAUAUAUAUAUAGCCAAUCCUUCAUUUCCAUCAACCCCCUCCUCGGUGACCCCACCGUCCUUUGACUAUCCAGUCCAUUCACGCUCCGACUCUCUUUCAUCUUGGAGGACAUCGCUGGCUACCGGUCGUCAGUAUGCCUCAUAGCAUUCGUGCUACCUUAUGCGAUACUGCUCAGAAGCUGGGCUACUUUCAUGUCCCAGUCACUGCUCUCGAGCCUCUGCGGGGCCCCGACGCCGUCAACUUUGACGAACCCCGGUUAAGCCCUAUCUGGUUCAAGCCACCAUGCCCACCAUGCCCGUCAGCAGAUACCGACAUGCAGGAGUUGCCGAAGAUGAAUAUCAGAACAACGCGAUAUCGUCAGAGAGGUCGUCCUCGAGAAGAGUGCGAAGUAACACCAGAGGAGGCCCUCGCUAACAUGCUUGCCGCAACCAGUAUUAGUUCACGAUCAAGUUACGAAUUGGGAAGUUCCGUAUCGUCGGAUUCAUCGCCCAGUCCCCGAGGGCCUGAGGACAUCCCUCGGUGCCUAUUAAUGGACAACAUCCCGACGCCCGCAGCUAAGUCGGAUCUCGUUUCGAGGUCGACCGCUGAGAAGAGGGGAAGAAAAGCUCGACGACGAAGCGCGCCUUAUAGCCCGUAUCAGUACUGUCCAGCAUUGCAACGGCCAGACCGAAGCCGAGGGGCGAGGGAUCCUUCCCCCAUGACUGUUGUUUCUGACUAGUUGUAUACUGCGUGUACUUGCCAUGUAAUUCUAUAUCUAUAUUAUUCAGUUCAGAUUUGCGCCGGCGA